Molecule: messenger RNA, 2079 nt
Organism: Pseudogymnoascus verrucosus
Lineage: Eukaryota; Fungi; Ascomycota; Leotiomycetes; Thelebolales; Thelebolaceae
Exons: 5
Coding region: 257-1630 (457 amino acids)
Biological process (GO): pyrimidine nucleotide-sugar transmembrane transport
Cellular component (GO): Golgi membrane
Molecular function (GO): UDP-galactose transmembrane transporter activity
Source: RefSeq, a predicted model, not a curated record
UCAUUGUCUCUGCGGUUUCACGGCCGCUGCACAACGCUUCUUCAACUCUUCCUCUGCCGUCUACAAGUGGAUUUUGGUGGAACUCUCAUCACUGACUCUGACGUCGCUGCAUAUUUUUUGCUUUGCUGUGAAGAAAAAGAGGCUUGCAGCUGUGUUGCGCUUGGUCGGUUCACGGGCAGCCGAUUGACAAAGAGACUCCUGGGCGCAUCGACGAAGCUCAACCCAACCUUGGGAUUUACUUGAAAAGAAACUCACCAUGGCACCGGGGGAGAAGUCGCAGAGUGCGACAUUCUAUGGGGUGCCAAUGAAACAUGUUUCCCUGAUCACCCUCACCUUCCAAAACUCCGCCCUCAUUCUCAUUAUGCACUACUCCCGCAUCAUGCCCGUUGUUGGUGGGCACCGAUACUUCACAUCCACAGCGGUCCUCUUGAACGAAGUACUCAAACUAUCCGUCAGCUUAACCAUAGCAUUAUACGACAUUUCGCGGACAAUGCCCCCAUCGACACCUGCUACGGCACUAUUUGAACAACUUUACAACUCUGUGUUUUCCGGAGAUGGCUGGAAGCUAGCGAUCCCGGCGUCGUUAUAUACCCUUCAGAAUUCUCUCCAAUAUAUUGCAGUGAGCAAUUUGGAUGCUGUUCACUUUCAAAUUUUGUAUCAACUAAAGAUUCUUACCACUGCCCUUUUCAGCGUAACCAUGCUUCGACGCACACUUUCUGGGCGGAAAUGGACUGCUCUUGUAUUACUCACUAUCGGUGUUGUCAUUGUGCAGCUUCCAUCUUCCGAUAAGGUCUCUUACGCCACCAUCUUUGAGGAUGCGUCGAAAUUCGCGUUUCCGCGGUCAUUCCACGAGGUUGGACAGGCGGCCCAUCAUGUCGCAGAUGAAGUAUCGAAGAGAAGUCUUUCGGCGCUAACAAAGCGCUCUGCUACUUAUGAGGGCAUCGACAAGGAUCUUGGCCAUGAAAAGGCAGCCAUGAAUUACUCCCUUGGCUGCAUCGCCGUCCUAACUGCCUCCGUUAUUUCGGGUUUGACAGGCGUAUAUUUCGAGAAGGUCUUGAAAGAUAGCUCGGCAUCCAUCACAGUCUGGACACGCAAUGUUCAGCUCUCAUUCUACUCCCUUUUCCCUGCCCUCCUCAUUGGAGUUGUGUACAAAGACGGCGGCGAAAUUGCAAAGAACGGAUUUUUCGCGGGCUACAAUUCUGUGGUUUGGACGGCGAUUGCGUUCCAGGCGCUUGGUGGUGUUUUGGUAGCAAUGUGCAUUAACUACGCGGAUAACAUUGCGAAGAACUUCGCGACGAGUAUCAGCAUUAUUUUGAGCUUUUUGUUCAGCGUUUGGUUCUUCGACUUUAAGGUUACAUCCAAUUUUCUCAUUGGCACUGCAGUUGUCAUCUUUGCAACAUACCUCUACAGCCUUAAUGACAAGGGCCGCUCUCGCCCACCGCCUAUCAACAUUGCAACCUACGAGAAGACGACGAUUGACAACGGCUACACUCCCGCCGAAGACAAGAAGAACCUUCUUACCCCAUUAGACUUGAUGAACACGAACAAAGCGGGCUUGAGCACGAGCCGCCCAAGUUCGCCAAUCGGCCAACCGAGGACGGGCGCCUGGAAAGGCAAGCGAGAAGACUGAACGGUCAAUUUCUCUCGCUGCAUAUAUGGGCAUGUAAAUCAAAUAGGCAAGGAAGGGUAAAAACAAAACUGGGCAGGAUUCGAAAUGGAAAUGCCGAACGACGGCACGGCGUGAUACCAGGCGUCAGGAGGGUGGGGUAGGUGGUUAGACUGGAGGGAAGCAUUUUGCAUGGAAGGAAGGGAUCUUGGGCAGCGAAGACUGCGAGGCCAGUUAGACGAAGCUUUGGAAAUUAGCUGAGGUGGGCCGGAUGUGAGAUAUAUUUCCGUUCCAUGUUGGAUGGAGUUUAUAGAAAUAUAUUUGUUUGAGUAUUACCCUGUCUCUUCUUGCAACUUUCACAAUACCCUCUUGUUUGAAUCUGGGCAAAAGGUUUAUUUGUUUCCAGCUUAUUACCAACAACCAUAUGUAAGUGUUGAGAUUUAUUCACCUGAGAAAAAUGCACCAAAGGAGAC